Symbiodinium necroappetens is the source of this 1287-nucleotide messenger RNA. The record is from the annotation of a GenBank genome assembly. NCBI's taxonomy places the organism in Eukaryota, Dinophyceae, Suessiales, Symbiodiniaceae.
AUGAUACAGAAGCAGAUUGGCGGAACGUCGCCUGGGCAACGCAAGCCGUGCUGGGCUUGGAGUUAUUGGAUAUCCAGAUUGGUCCUGGCUUCGAUCUUGUUCCUAAUCGCAGUGGACAUCAACCCGGAAGUGGAUGAUAGCCCACGCAGGAGGAGACGCCUGAUUGCAGCGACAAGAGUUCUCAGCCCCGCCAUCCAGGGUUCAAAUUGGUGGACGUCCUGUGGGCUGCACAUGCACACUUGCUCGGGGCCAUGGCUACCCCAAAUGAAGGAGUACUGCUGCUGUGACUCCGGCUACACCUGGGCAGCCGAUGCUUGUGAUCUGGAAACGACGACGACAUUGCCAGUACCGGAUGCUGAAGACAGCUCUGGCAGAAGCACACUGCUGUUCUGUGAGACUUUCGAUCAGGAGGAGAGCGAGGGAUCCCUUACCUAUGAGGAAAUGCUGCGGUUGAACGAGACUUCGGUGCAAGAAUGGGUUGCUGGAGUGUUGGCUGAAGCCGGCUACGAGCGAAGCCUCCCUGAAGUCACAAGAAUCCUGCAGAAGCACCAUGUAGAUGGCGAAGCUUUACCAACUCUGACUUCCUGGAGUCUCAUGACAUAUGGAAUGGAUCAAGGACCAUCUCAAGCGAUUUCUGGGAGAGUUCAGUCACUGAAGAUAUCCCCACGGAGGCUGUCAAGUGGGACGAGUGGAUGCUCAGACGAUGAUGGAGACACAAGUAUUCACACAGGGAGCAGUGGCUGCACAGAGGAUGAGCAAGAGCAGCAUCGAAGUCUACACACAGGUAGCCAGGGCUGCAGCAAGUCCUCUACGGGCACCCGUGGAUGCCACCAUCGUCAUGCAAGUGGUGCUCAAGGGUGUCACCACGCCCACUACGCGGCGAAAGGCUGUGACUCCGGGGCACGAGGCUGUCACCAUGCACACCAUGCGGCGAAAGGCUGCGACUCCGGCGUGCAAGGUUGCCACUCCGGGGUGUGCGGCUGCCAGGACCGUUCUGGUCUCGGUGACACCUUUGGUUUUGUGAUGCUUCUGCCGUUCAUCAUGAUCGUUGUGAUUGGCAUUAUGGUCCAUGCUUUGGCGGCCCUGCCGAUCCUGAUGCUCUACCCUGUGGCGUUUCCGGUGAUUUUGGCGAUGGUUUCUUUCACUACCGGUAGUUUUCUUGCUCUGCUGUGCGCCGGCCUCAGUGCUAUCGCAUGGACAGCAUGGACAGGCAGUAUAGUCUGGCUCCGCUCAGCGCGUGCAGAAGCUGACGGAAUCUUGCUUGAUGUUACAUCAGGCGAAGACUGA